Molecule: messenger RNA, 2011 nt
Organism: Fundulus heteroclitus (mummichog)
Lineage: Eukaryota; Metazoa; Chordata; Actinopteri; Cyprinodontiformes; Fundulidae
Exons: 8
Coding region: 73-1098 (341 amino acids)
Source: RefSeq, a predicted model, not a curated record
CUGACGUCACGGUUUCCAAGGCUGGUUAAUGGAGCACAGAGCGCGAAGAUAGGAGCCGCGCAUGCGUACUAUAUGUUCUUUCAACUUAGUAGCGCCAAGAUGACGGACCAGGAAGCUACGGAGCAAAGCCAGGUACAGUUAGCGGAUAUCCUAAACACGGCACACAGUCUUGUGUCAUUGUUAAACCGAAGGUUAGGCUCUUCAGGGACUGUGAGGCCAGAAAGUGAAAGACAGUCUAUUGAGGGACAGUCGAGGCAAGCAGAGACAGGUCCACAGUCAGGACAGCUAAGAUGUCCUCAGCGCAGUGGUUCAGUUCAUCAAGAAAUGGCUCGAUCCUUUCCUGGACUUUUUCGCCGAGAGACAAAAGGGAAAAGACGUUUUACACCGUAUACCCGACCAAAGAAAAGCUUUCUGGUGAACUUUUUUCUCCUUGAGAAACAACGUUCCAAAACCCCCAAAGGCAAUGAAGAACUCCAGCUUAUAUUGGCUGGUCUGGGUAAACGUUCUCUCUCAGUAACAGAGAGUUUAACACAUACAGAGCUGACAGAUUUGUUGAUCAAUGCAUUUCCAAGGCUUGGAAGCAUCAAUGGUGGCUGGUUGCUAUACAAGUCUACAGGUGGUGGUGGGCAGCGCAGAUUAGUUGUUAUUCCUCCUGAUUCUGAUGGUUAUAGUGGGCACCAACUGAAGGCCGUUAGUGGAAAUGGAAAAUGUACACUGUACAUAACUCCUCUACAGGAACAAAUUGAAACUUCUCCAUUACCAACAGACGCAAAAGAAUUUGAAAACAUGCCUAAAGCUCCAUGCACCACCUGCAACAAAAUGGUACCACUCCAAGCUCUUCCGAUUCACAUCAAGAGCUGCAAAGAGGAAAUGAUUUAUCUCAACAGCUCCUCUGAGAAUGAAAGCUUCACUCAGGACAAUGGAUCUCCAUUAAGGACAGAACAUCAGACAGAGAUGACUACUGAGUGUCCAGUGUGCAGAGGUAUAUUCAGCACUGAUGCUAUUGAGACCCAUGCAUCUGACUGUGGAAUACGAUCUUCAAACCAAGAAUCCAAUAUCAGCACCUCAGAGGACGGGAUUAACCACUUUCAAAGGUAAACAAAAACAAAACUCCCAUUCGCCAUAUUUAUAGAGCAAAAUGCUUUAUUUAAAGACAGAAGCUCCAAUUAGUUAUAUUUUGAUCACAUUUCUAGCAAAAUGCAUAAUAUUUUUAUUCUUUUAGGAAGUGUUGGUAAUAUUUCUUUAUUGGUUUUCCCAAUCCUAACUCAUUUGCUGUCAAUGUACAACUCAAAUGUUUGUAUAACUCCUAUUAUUGGAGUUUCGUCAAUAAGCUGUGCAUGGCUGCAUGCAGGAAGGAUCUCUUGUAGCGGUUUCACUGAAGACAAUCUUUUGUUGUAUGACAGUCUGAUGAAGAAGAUGCCCAUGGUUGUCCAAAAUGUUCUUUGUUUUAUGAAGAAUACUUCAUACAUUCGUAUGAAGAUGUAGAUGAUUCGUAAAAUCAUCUCCAAAUGUUCCCCAGAACAGGGCCAGCUUUCUUUUUGGAUGAAGCUCAACAAGCUUUUUUCAACCCUGUUACUCUGAUGCUUUAAGUCAAUUGCAUCUGAUUUUGCCUCUACAGAAAAUGACAGUAGGAACAACACACUACACACCAAAAAGAUCUGCAGCAUCUUAUUACUGAAGAAGUCUCUUGGAGAAGAGAGAUGUGCAUACAUGGUCCUGACCGCACAAACACACACAGAUGAACCUGUUGAGAUUUUUGUCAAAAAAUAAAAAUUUUUGUUUGAUUUGCUUCUCAAUUUUAAUAUCAAUCAAGGGGAAAAAAAUGGAAAAAAAAUAUAAAAGCACACCCAAAGGUACAUGCAGAUGUACGGUUGAACGCACUGUGUAACCGUACAUCUGCAGGAACCCCUGUGCACAGAUUAAAUUCUGUUACAGUAAUUACAGUUAUGCUAAAUAUUAGCCUAUUAUUGAGCAAAAGGUUACAUACUGUAAACUACCACCGAAAAAAGAA